This is a messenger RNA of Miscanthus lutarioriparius, 1143 nucleotides long. NCBI's taxonomy places the organism in Eukaryota, Viridiplantae, Streptophyta, Magnoliopsida, Poales, Poaceae. The record is from the annotation of a GenBank genome assembly.
AUGGAGGCUGCGGCCACCGCCAAAAAGCGCAAAGCCGAUCUAAUCGAGGGCCAAGAACCAAUGGGGAGUGGCAACAGCGUGGGCGAAAGCAGCCUAGACCUCAUCAGCCGGCUCCCCGAUGAGGUUCUGGGCACAGUCAUCUCCCUCCUCCCCACCAAGGACGGCGCCCGCACGCAGGCCGUCUCCCGCCGGUGGCGUCCUCUCUGGCGCGCCGCGCCUCUCAACCUAGGUGCCGGCAGCGACCUCAUCGGCCAGGACCGGAAGCGAGUCGCCUUCGUCUCCAAGAUCCUCUCCGACCACCCGGGCCCCGCCCGCUGCGUCGCCCUCCCCGGCAUCCGCCUCCGCGACCGCUACGCCAGGAUCGACGGCUGGUUGCGCUCCCGGGCCCUCACCGGCCUCCGGGAGAUCGAGAACCCGCAGCUGCCCUACCCACUACCGCCGUCCGUGUUCCGCUUCGCACCCACCCUCUGCGUAGCCAGCUUCGACUACUGCGACUUUCCCAGAGAGAUGGUGCCGCUGCUCAAGUUUCCCUGCCUCAAGCAGCUCUCCCUAUGUUGCGUCUUCGUGUUGGAAGAUGCUCUUCACAGCUUGCUCUGUGGUUGCCCUGUUCUUGAGAGCCUCUUGCUGGAGGGGAAUGUCGGCGUUGGUUGCCUCCGCAUUAACUCGCCCACUUUAAGGAGCAUUAGCAUUCGUGUUUCUUGCUAUAGGAUAGUAGAAAAUCGUAUCAAACUCCAAGAUCUUGCCUUGAAAGAUUGUUACCACUUUACCCGAUCUGUGUCUAACCUACAGAAGAGUAGGAAAAAUAAGCGGAGCUAUAAUCCACUGGAUCCAAUUGAAUGCGUGCAUCUUAGACAAGUGGUCAUGAUAUAUUAUCAGGGCAUGAGACCUGAUGUUGACUUUGCCAAGUUCUUUGUUUUGAAUGCAAAAGUCCUAAAGAAAAUGGUAUUUGGAUCUGAGAACAGCCGCAAUGAUAAGUGGAUGGCUAAUCAACACAGACGGCUUCAACUGGACAACAGAGCUUCUCAAGGUGCUCAAUUGGAAUUCAUAAGUGGUUCUUGUUUGAUUUCACCCAUGUACAAGAAGCACACACACGAUUUGUGGAUGGAUGAUCCCAUUGACAGCACUUAUGCAGAUGCUGAAUGA